GCAGACCUUCAGCCCCUUUUUUCUCUUCAGUUUUUGAAAAUUAACAAAACCCAGAUUACAGUUCCAUUUUAACGAUCCAAAUGUGUAAAGUUCCGGUUCAACAAGACCAUGAAACCAUGCCAAGUUUCGAUCAUUGCACGAGGUUCAAGCGUUUCAAACUCCUCGAGCCAUCCGUGGGUGUUCUCGGCUUCUUCCUCGUUUCCGUUUGUGUGAUUUGUUGCUUCUUCUACUUGGAUUAUAGGGCUGUGGCUAAAGGGUAUAUGGUUCCUAAUCUGGGUGAAAGAUUCAUGUGGCUUAAACUAGAUGAGUCUUCUUCUUCGUCGAUAAGUGAGAUUGAAAGAGUUGAUUUCUUGAGCCUUGAAGGCGAAGGGUGUGACGUGUUCGAUGGUGAUUGGGUAUGGGAUGAAAGGUACCCUCUUUAUGAAUCCAAAGAUUGCAGCUUUCUUGAUGAAGGGUUUAGGUGUACUGAAAAUGGACGGCUGGAUUUGUUCUACACCAAGUGGAGGUGGCAGCCUAAGCAUUGUAACCUCCCCAGAUUCGAUGGGAAGGUGAUGUUGGAGAUGUUGCGGAACAAGCGGUUGGUGUUCGUCGGUGAUUCGAUCGGAAGGAACCAAUGGGAAUCGCUCCUCUGCAUGCUUGCUUCCGAUGUCGAUAAUAAAGAUUCGAUAUACGAAGUGAAUGGCAAUCCGAUCACGAAGCAUAAAGGGUUCUUGGUGUUCAAGUUCAAGGAUUAUAAUUGCACGGUCGAGUACUACCGAUCUCCUUUCCUCGUCUUACAGAGCAGGCCGCCUCCCGGGUCUCCGCAAAACAUCAAGACAACCCUCAAGUUGGAUCAAAUGGAUUGGAAUUCUAUCAGGUGGAAAGAUGCAGAUUUCCUGGUCUUCAACACCGCUCAUUGGUGGAAUCAUGAGAAGACCAUUAGAAUGGGAUGUUUCUUUCAAGAAGGGAAGAAAAUCGAAACGGAGAUGACGGUAGAACAUGCAUAUCGGAGAUCUUUAGAGACCGUGAUGCGGUGGAUACGUAAUGAGGUGAACACAAGUAAGAGCAAGGUCUACUUCCGCACAUUUUCUCCCGUGCAUUUCAGAGGAGAUUGGAAAACCGUGGGAAGCUGCCACCUAGAGAUGCUGCCGGAGCUGGGAACGUCGUCGGUGCCAACAGAAACUUGGGAACUUCUCGAAAUAGUGGAGGACGUGUUAUCAGCCCAAUCGAAUUCAUCAAAUGGAAUAAAACUCAACAUAUUAAGCGUCACUCAAAUGACAGCACCGAGGAAAGACGGUCAUGCAUCGCUAUAUUACUUAGGUCCCAAGGAAAGUCCAGCUCCUGUUCAUCGGCAGGACUGCAGUCAUUGGUGCCUACCCGGAGUACCCGACGCAUGGAACGAGCUAUUCUACGCAGUGUUCCUCAAGCAUUCUAUUAAUCACACAUUCGAUUCAUCGACAUACGAAGCAAAUGUGUGAUCCACCGUUGAAGACACUAAUUUAUACAC
Molecule: messenger RNA, 1486 nt
Organism: Hibiscus syriacus
Lineage: Eukaryota; Viridiplantae; Streptophyta; Magnoliopsida; Malvales; Malvaceae
Product: protein trichome birefringence-like 10
Exons: 4
Coding region: 81-1457 (458 amino acids)
Cellular component (GO): Golgi apparatus
Molecular function (GO): O-acetyltransferase activity
Source: RefSeq, a predicted model, not a curated record